This is a messenger RNA of Halteromyces radiatus, 1173 nucleotides long. RefSeq lists its product as uncharacterized. Gene Ontology annotation, biological process: protein targeting to vacuole; ubiquitin-dependent protein catabolic process via the multivesicular body sorting pathway; protein targeting to membrane. The transcript has 6 exons. NCBI's taxonomy places the organism in Eukaryota, Fungi, Mucoromycota, Mucoromycetes, Mucorales, Cunninghamellaceae. Gene Ontology annotation, cellular component: ESCRT I complex. Bases 151 to 1131 code for a protein of 326 amino acids. The record is from RefSeq and is a predicted model, not a curated record.
CUUUUGAAUACUAUCCUUUUGAAUAAAAUCAAUAUAUGAACUUAAAAAAGUGACGCCCGCUGUCCUCUAAAAAAAGAAUGCAACUCAAUUUUUUUUUUUUUCGUCUUCUUCUUUUCUCUAUCACGUUUUUAUUCUUUUAGUAUAGGACCAAUGGCUCAUGACCCGAAACAACAACAAAUAGCUUCACUUUUUGCUCAUAAUGGAGCAGUUAUAGUUAUCAUUGAAGGACAACAAUACGAAAUAUCUUGUUCUAGGAAUGAAAAUAUUCAAUUACUUGUCAAUUUACCUUAUACUUUUCCAGACGAAGCUCCCGUCAUUACUGUAUCUCCUGCUGGUAUGACUCACCCAUGGAUAGAGUCUGAUGUUAUUGUUAAUGAUGCCUUGACUUGUUGGUCAUAUCAAAGUAACCUCGGUAUGCUUGUACAUGAUAUUUGUGAAGAAUUCCAACAACGUCCUCCAAGCAAGAGAAUUAAUGGUACUGAAGAAAGUUAUGGUCAUCGUCCUCCUCCACCUAUUCCCACAUCAACUGCUACUACUACAACAGCAACUAGUACUACUACUAUUGCUACUCCUCCUCCUCUACCCACUUCAAAUAUUCCCCAUGCAACUUCUUUACCCAAUUCACAGACACUCAACUCUGAAUAUACGGCUAUCAUGAACAAAAGUCCCGAGGAAAUAGAAGAAUUAUUAUCAAAUGAAACAGCAUUUGAUUUAUUUUUUAAUCAUUUGGAUAGAGUCAAGAAUUUGAAAACGGUACAAGAGGAACUUCGGAAUGGAAAUGAAAAUCUGGCACACAAGAAUCUUAGUCAAGAAGAUGCUUUAAUAAAACUUCGAUCUGAAGUACAAGACCUGAAUAAUGAAUAUACUUCACUCAAAUCCAUGUUUACAGAAAAAGAAAAACAACAACAAGAAGCAUUCAAUAGAUUCUCAUCAUCAACAGUACUUACUCGAUUGAAAGCAGGUGUUUAUGAAUCAGAUGAUUUAUCAGAGUCUGUAGCACAAAGUUUUUUGGAAGGAAGUUUGGAUCAUGAUAGUUUUGUCAAACAAUUUAGAGAACUUCGAAAAGUAUAUCAUUUACGUGCUAGCAAAUUAGAAAAGAUUCAAAAAGACAGUUUAUUAUUUCCUAGUUAGAGAUGAUUUUCUUAUAAUAAAAGUAUCUUUUUUUUUUCUGUA